AUAUAUUAUAUAUGAGGACAAUCAGGCUCCAACCAAGAAAGUUCACAUCAAUAUUUCAAAAUAAAACUAAAGAUUCCAGCUCUUGAUGUGAUUCCAAUAGGAUCAUUACUAGGAAAAAACUAGAUGUCAACAUCUUGAAAAUUCCAAUCGUCGGCUCCUUCAAAUUCCUCUCCAUCAUAUAUCCAAUACCAAUCAUGGCUUUUUCUCUAACCAAACCUUCAAAGUCACUCUCUUUCAAGAAUGGCAACAGCACAUCAGACUCAAAAGCUUGAUAAUAUUUUUCUAUUGCUUUUCUGCAUAUUUUCCCCGCUGCCAAUCAUGUCAAAUUCUUUCUUCACAUGUAAGGAUAUGGGCCCUGUAGUUCCCACAACACCCUUGAUUAUCUUUCUUGAACGCCUUCAAGAAACUGCUCUUUCCACUUUUGGAGAAAGAAACUUUGAUCCAAAACUUUAUGUUGAUUUGUCCUUAAAUUUCAAUCUCUCAACAACUGAGAAGGCCUUUAAUGGGCUCCCAAGGAAUGAAAAUGGGACGGUUUCCAUUAAGGACUUGGAGGAGUUUUUAGCAAUGUAUUUUCAGGAUGCAGGGAAGGAUUUGGUGUAUUAUGACCCACCUGAUUUUCUGCCAGAGCCUGAUGGGUUCUUGCCUAAGGUCAAGAAUCCGGAGGUGAAGGCAUGGGCUCUGGAGGUUCAUUCUUUAUGGAAGAAUUUGAGUAGAAAACUCUCGGACGAAGUCAGGAAGCAACCCGAAUUGCAUACUAUGCUUCCCUUGCGAGCGCCUGUAAUCGUGCCGGGCUCACGUUUUAGAGAAGUUUAUUAUUGGGAUUCCUAUUGGACGAUCAGGGGUUUGCUGGCAAGUAAAAUGUAUGACACUGCAAAAGCAAUUGUGACCAAUCUUCUUUCCCUUGUAAAUAUAUAUGGCUAUGCCCCCAAUGGAUCAAGGGUCUAUUACACCAAUAGGAGCCAGCCUCCACUCCUGAGUGCGAUGGUUUAUGAGAUAUAUAAUAGGACUGGUGAUGUGGAAUUGGCUAAAAAGGCACUGCCUGAAUUGCUGAAGGAACAUCGAUUUUGGAAUUCGGAAGUGCAUAAAGUUACCAUCCAGGAUGCUCAAGGCAGAAAUCACACACUAAGUCGGUAUUAUGCAAUGUGGAAUAAACCCAGGCCUGAAUCUGCAACCAUAGACAAGAAAUCUGCUUCCAAGUUCUCGAAAAUCUCUGAUAAACAGCAAUUUUACCGAGAACUGGCUUCUGCUGCUGAAUCUGGAUGGGAUUUCAGUACAAGAUGGAUGAGGAAUUCUUCAGAAUUUACAACUUUGGCUACAACAUCAGUUGUACCUGUCGAUUUAAAUGUCUUUAUACUCAAGAUGGAACUAGGCAUUGCCUUCUUGGCUAAAGAAACUGGAGAUGAAAGCAUUGCGGAGAGCUUCUUGGAAGCUUCCCAAGCAAGAAAGAGGGCAAUCAACUCUGUUUUCUGGAAUGAAAAGAUGGGACAGUGGCUGGACUACUGGCUCAUUACAGGCACCACAUGUCAGGUAUCUCAAACAUGGAACGCUUGUAACCAGAAUCAGAAUGUGUUUGCUUCAAACUUUUCUCCUUUGUGGAUUGAUCUGCUCAAUUCAGAUACUGAUUUGGUGGAGAGUGUCAUGAGAAGUCUUCAAAGUUCAGGCUUGAUUUGUGCUGCUGGAAUUGCCACUUCUUUAACAAAUUCAGGACAACAAUGGGACUUUCCAAAUGGUUGGGCUCCACUUCAGCACAUUAUAGUUGAAGGUCUGGCAAGAUCUGGAUCACAAGAAGCAAGGUCUUUGGCAGAAGACAUAGCUGCUAGAUGGAUCAGAACAAACUAUGUCGGAUACAAGAAAACGGGUGCAAUGCAUGAAAAAUACAAUGUAGAGAAGUGCGGAGAAUUUGGAGGUGGUGGUGAAUAUGUACCACAGACUGGCUUUGGUUGGUCAAAUGGAGUUGUAUUGACAUUUUUGGAGGAGUUUGGAUGGCCUCAAGAUCAGAGGAUAGAUUGCUGAUUUGCUAGGAGAUUACAUUACCAGAUUUGUAUCAUUUUCUGGGCUAAAUUGCUGAAAGAUUAUUAAAAAAAAGGAAAAAAAAAAAA
This is a messenger RNA of Manihot esculenta (cassava), 2099 nucleotides long. Its product is annotated as trehalase. The transcript has 11 exons. The record is from RefSeq and is a predicted model, not a curated record. The coding region runs from base 241 to 2013 and encodes 590 amino acids. NCBI's taxonomy places the organism in Eukaryota, Viridiplantae, Streptophyta, Magnoliopsida, Malpighiales, Euphorbiaceae. Gene Ontology annotation, biological process: trehalose catabolic process. Gene Ontology annotation, molecular function: alpha,alpha-trehalase activity.